CCGGGGGGGAUCAAGUUAUUAUUCAGGGGGCGGUUACCACCACGAAUGCAACCACCUGUCAAAUGCCCAAUAUUUGAGGAGGAGUGGGCAAGGGUUGUGAAAGCGUAUGCGAAGAGCCAGGAGAUGCAGGAUGCCAUGCUUGCCGAUACAUUGAACACAAGGGAAUACUGUGCAGAGGGCCAGGAGAUAGAAUGCGGCUGCUGCUGUUUAGAGUUUUCAUUCGAGAAGCUGGUUCAGUGCGCAGACGGACAUCUGUUUUGCUUCAAAUGCGUUGAGCGGAAUGUUGAGGAGCAUACGUUUGGUGCUUUGAAUGCAGUCGGGGGUCUUCGAUGCAUGUCGUUCAAGGGCUGUGAUGAGUACUUUCCUUGGUCUGAGGUGAGAAGGGCAUUGUCUCCAAAGGUGCUGGCCAAGUACGAGCAACGGCAAGCAGAGGACUCGGUUUCCAAAGCUCUACUUGAAGACCUGGUUUGGUGCCCUUUCUGUUCCUUCCCUGUGGAGUUGGAGCCUGACCAACGCGUUCUUGACUGUCCAGAAUGCAAGAAGUCCUCCUGUAGACUUUGUAAGGAGCCAAGCCAUGUGCCCCUGACGUGCGAGGAAGUGGAGAAGAAAUCAGAGACAAAUGUGCGGCUGCGCGUUGAGGAGUUGAUGACCAAAGCUGUCUUACGGACUUGCAGCAACUGCAAGAUGGUGUUGAUAAAGAACGAGGGUUGCAAUAAGGUGACAUGCCGAUGUGGGCAUUCCAUGUGCUAUGUUUGUCGGAUGCCAAUAAAGAGUUACAGCCAUUUUUGCCGACAUCCCCGGGAGCCAAACAAGAAGUGUAGCAAGUGCAACAACUGCAGUCUAUGGGAGCAGGAGGACUUUGAUGUUGUUGCAAAGAAGGCGAGAGAAGAAGCGCUGCAGAAAAUUGACAAAGCUGAUCUGAAACUGGGUAAGAGGGCUAUCGCAUGGUCGGACGAUGUCAUCAAUUCAGAUGCAGCUAAACGGGCGAAGUGAUUUGUGAAACCUGCCCCACAAAGAUACAUGUUAUGCAUGUUUACUGAUGUCGGCAGAUGGAAUGAACGGAGCCAAGCUAG
Chara braunii is the source of this 1073-nucleotide messenger RNA. The record is from the annotation of a GenBank genome assembly. Lineage: Eukaryota; Viridiplantae; Streptophyta; Charophyceae; Charales; Characeae.